CCUUAGUUACUUUUGAGAGGUGAGGGGUGAGGGACACGCGCUCACCAUGGCGGUCCCCGUGCGAUUACUCUUAUUAUCACACUUUCUGUGUUUCCUGAAUUUAGUGUUGGCGUUUAACCUGGAGCCAAGGAUCCCCAUUGUCAAGACGGGUGAGCCCACAACCCACUUCGGGUACACAGUAGCCCAACACCAGAGCAUCUUGGACGGAGAUUACCGCAGAACGUCUUGGAUACUGGUAGGAGCACCCAAGGGCGACAACCUACAGCCGGGCACCAACAGGUCAGGGGCACUGUGGAAAUGUCCUCUCACCACCCGCACCGACGACUGUCUACAAGUGCACACGGACGGCUUCAAGAAUCCGGAAACAGGGCUCUACAACUUUGACUAUGAAAAUGAUGUAUUGUCAGAACCCACGGAGGAUGAAAUUAAAGAUGACCAGUGGCUCGGGGUCACCCUCAAGAGCCAGGGACCUGGUGGCAAAGUUUUGGUGUGUGCCCAUCGCUACAUGCACAAGGGCAAGGGAUUCCAGUGGGGCUUUGGUCUAUGUUAUAUUCUUACCCAAUUCCUUGAUGUUGCCGACUACCUGGAGCCCUGUAGAGGAAAGCCUGUUAACGAGGGUCACCUGCAGUAUGGGUUCUGUCAGGCGGGCACUAGUGGCUUGCUGUUGGACGAUGAAGCUGUUAUUGGUGUCCCAGGACCAUACACGUGGAGAGGGACCGUACACACCUCCAACAUCUCCGACAACUUCUUGCUCAAGGACAAGACACAGUACUUUGGUCCGGUCAUAGAGAAUGAAUCUCCCGUGGAUAAAUACAGUUAUUUAGGUUAUUCUGUAGCAGCCGGCCACUUCUUUGGUAACUACAUGUCAUAUGUAGGUGGGGCUCCGAGGUCUAACGAAACUGGUCAGGUGGUCUUUUUCUCUCGUGAAAGAAUUGGUGUAAGUCAGCUACGUGUAGACUUGACACUCAAUGGAGAAAUGUUUGCAUCGAGCUUUGGAUUUGAAGUUCUUGCUGUGGACAUCAAUGGAGACAGGCAUGAUGACCUUAUCGUUAGUGCUCCCUUCUACCACACAAGCCAGGCCAGUGGAGCCGUGUAUGUGUACAUGAACAAUGAUGGAGGCUUCACCCAAAAUCAUCCUUACACAAAGAUUGAAGGUCUUGCACAAGACAAGUUUAUGCAGAUACUUCCACCAGGUACUGAAGGUGUUGCAGGAGAAACCCGUUUUGGCUUUUCUCUGACAUCUCUCGGUGACCUGAAUAAAGAUGGCUACAUAGAUGUUGCAGUUGGAGCUCCAUAUGAGGGUCGAGGAGCCAUUUACAUAUACCUGGGAACUAGCAAUGGCCUACUCACAGAUCCUGCACAGAUUAUCCAUGCCGAGGACAUGCCCGGAAAGCCAUACAAUGCAUUUGGUUAUUCUCUGAGUGGUGGUAUGGACCUGGAUCAAAAUGGCUACCCCGAUCUACUCACGUCCUCAUUCUGUAGCGACCGAGUCCUCCUAAUCAGAGCUCGGCCAAUUAUUGAUAUACAGACUGAAGUAAAUUCUAAAAACCUGGAAAACAUUGACCCAACCAAGAAGGGUUGUACAGAAGACAUUGGAUCAACAGAAACAUGUUUCUCGUUUGGUGCAUGUUUCAAGAUGACCAAUAAUGCAAAUACAAGAACAGGUCUGCGACUCAAAUAUACAAUUGAAGAACGGGUCUAUAAGAACCAACCUAUUGCAAGAGUUCGCUUUGGAAACAGCUUUGAGCGUCGGCCUAACAUGGUGCAGCGGGACAUUGAUCUACGUCCUGAAGACAUGGGGAGGUUCCAGUGCUCCCGUGAAAUUGUUUAUCUUUUGGAUGGGCCAAGAGACAUACUACGUUCCAUCAGAUUUAAACUGUCAUACGAGAUCAUCCAGAGGGAGCCACGGCCUGUCCCUGAGGGGGCUCCUCUGCCGGAUAUUGAUGACUAUCCCAUCCUCAACCAGCGGGAGGCAGUUAAGGAAUUUGAAGCAACAUUCGCUAAAGAUUGUGGCGAUGACGACAUCUGUGUCAGCGACCUCAACGUGGGAGGAAGACUCGAUUUAGAGCAUCACGAAACACAAGACUCCUAUCUCUUAAGACUCGGGGAACAAGACAGCGUCCCACUGCACGUUGAGGUGAACAACACCGGUGAACCAGCUUACCAGUCCACACUACGAAUCACUCAUCACAAGGCUCUUAUUCUUAACCUUAAAGAGUCUCAGGUUGGGAAAUAUGUUUGCUCAUCAACGUCUGCCACAGUUGUUCAGUGUGGCAUAGGGAACCCUCUCACUGACUCCACGGGACCUUUAAUACUAAAUUUCAGAGAGUCCGGACAACCAUUUGAUAAAAGAUUCAUCGUCUUUACGGUGAUGGCAAAUUCUUCCUCCACAGAAAAGACUCCACAAGAUCCUCUACAUUUUAAAGUUGAGGUCAUCAAAAAAUCUGAAAUAUCAAUAAUUGGAUCUGUGACUCCCGAACAAGCAUUUUACGGUGGUGAAGUAGUCGGCGAAUCUGCUAUUGUGAAAGUGGAACAAAUAGGCCAGGAGGUAAUACAUAAGUAUGUAAUUGAUAACCGUGGACCGUGGAGAGUAAACGAGCUGCAGGUGGAGAUCCUUUGGCCAUAUCAGGUGGAGAACAACAAGGAAAAGGGCAAGUGGCUCCUCUAUAUGACUGAUGUGCCAGUUGUUGAUGGUAAUGGUGAAUGUAACAUUGAUCCAAGUUUCAUAAACCCCCUGGGUAGCCAACAGCCAUAUAUAGGCGUAGAUGUGAAAGGUGAAGAAGAAACACCAAUCCACCUGGGACCAGAUAAUGAACAACCUAGUGAAGGAGGACCAACGGAAGAUGUUGUCACAGAUGGUAAUGUAAUGAUCACUAAGAAAAAAACCAAGAAAGUGACAAGCAUCACAACGAUUAGUAAGAAGACUUCUAAAACAUCUGACACAAAAGUUUUUGAGACUACUGAUAGAACCUCAACUUCUGAUGGACACUCUAGUUCAUUUUCAUCAUCCAGCUCUUCAUCCUCAUCUGGUUUUAGCACUUCUGAUAGGGAUGCUUCUAUUGAUCAGGAAGGAAGUGGCUUUAGUGAAAGCGGUGUUCGAGAACACGGGAGAACGCAUUCACGAGUCAGUCGAAGGGUUAUCUCAUCAUCGGAUAGAUCUAAAUAUGGUGAAGAUGACAGUAGAAUUAAUAAUGUAGACACAUAUGGAGAUGGUGAUGUUGUUAGUCAUCAUGAGGAUACUCGUACUUCAUCUAGAACUUCACCCGAUGGAAAAACAAAAUACCACGAAACACACCACGAAAGCCGGAAAGUGACAGUAAAGGAAGAAGUCUCAAAUGAGGAUAUACCACACGGGCGGUGGAGUGACGGAGGUGGAUACAGACAGACAAACACAGAAACAGACUCUUCCGGUUUCAGAACUUCUGAUGAUAUUCCUGACGAUGGUCACCGCCAGUUGGAAAACCGCAGGUCAGGUCACGGUCAACGUUUUGAUGAAAACCGCAGGACAUCUCAGUCAGGUGAAAGUGCACAUUAUGAUGCAAAUGUUGGAGUUACUGGUGAUGAAUUGGAGGAAUCUGGGUCAUCAAAUGUAUACAACAGAGGAGAACAUGGUUGGAGUCACCACAGUGGUACUCAUCGGGUUGAAUCUGUCAACAGAGGUGAGACCGUCAGGAGGACUCAUUCUAGGGGACAAGAUGGUGGAAGUGAUGGCAAUUACAGAAGUAUUUACAGUGAAGAAAAGAGGAUAACUGAUGGUGGUGACACUAGAACAGAAGGUACGAGAACACAUGAUGGUGAAGGGAGGAGGACAGUACAUGAUUAUGGAGGAAGCAGAGGAACCACCGAUGAUAGAUCUGGCUUGUCAUAUGAGUCAGGUAGAGGAGAGCAAAACUGGAAUGUAGAUGAUGGUGCUGACAGAGUGGACAAUGUCAACAGGGGUCAUCAUAGGGUGGAGAGUGUAGAUGCUGGAACACCUACACGAAGAACUGGUGGUUCCUCGACAACCACCUAUACCUAUGAAUCAAGAGGAGGAUUUGAUAAUGAUGAUUAUGAUAAGAUCAGAAGGACUGGAAUUAGUAGAGAUGAUAGAAGAAAAAAUUCUGGCAUUGAAAGAGAUUACACGGAUGAUUAUGACGGACAUCACGGAUCAGGGAGGACGUAUGACAGAACUGAUUCUGAUGGUUCUGGCAGCUUCACCAGGGGCCAUUAUGGUGGAUAUGACAGAACAACAGUUGAAGGAAGAAGAACUCAUCACGAAUCUAAUAGAAAUCUUGAAAAUGAUGAUCGCAAAGUUCCCUUUGACUGGAAUGAAGGAAGAACUGGAACUGAAGGUCGCCGUGAAUACGCCACUGGUCGUGAAAGAACUGAAGUUAGAAGGACAUGGGGUUCUGAUAGUUCUAGAACUGACCAAGAUGAAAAUGUUCAGCAGGGUCAUACUGAUGGCCAUGCAAGAACUUCUGGAGAUGGUGCCUACAGAAGAACUUAUGGCCAAGACUCAAGAGCUGAUGGAUAUGGAAGAUCCAGCUCUUUCUCUUCUAGGCACGGGAGUGAUGUAGGUUCAGGAACAGAUUCAUCCAACUUGAGGACCACCACAUGGGAAUUAAGUUCAGGUUCAGGAGGACAAAACAGAGCGAGAUGGAACGAUCAUUCUUCUCAUCACCAAGGAAGUUCUGAUAAUUGGGACAACUCACAAACUCAUACAGGCAAAAGAAUUAGUCACUUUGAGUCACCAGGUCCAGAUAAGAAUGGUACAUACACACGUGUGGAAGUAGAUCCUGAAACUGGGACAACCACAGUAUAUACACGAAAAGUAUACACCGGUACUUUGCCGGAAAAUUGGGAUCAUAGAAUAUUGAGGGAAGAAGUUUCGUCAACAUCCCCACACAAUGAUGAUGAGCAUAUUAGAAACAAGAGAGAGUUGAGGCGCAUCAAGCGUGAGAAGGAGCUCAUCAUCAAACCACAGGCCGUGACAGAUGCUCAGACGGGCAAGACGAUGCAAGUUGUGAAUUUGAAAUGUGAUGGUGAUAUUCCAACCGCAAAAUGUUACAUUUUCCGUUGCAACAUUCGCAACUUGGGGGCCAAGCAGUCAAGAAGUAUCCGCAUCAAGUCUCGACUAUGGAACUCUACUCUGGUUGAAGACUACCCUCGCGUCAGUUACGUGAGUAUUAAAUCCAAAGGCUCAUUAAUUCUUCCAGAGGACAUUCGUAAAGAUCAAGAUGAAUCUGAUGAUACAGCGUCUGCUGAGACCCUGGCAUAUCCAGACUUGCUCGAUCAACUUCCACCCGAAGAAGUACCUCUCUGGGUAAUAUUAGUUUCAAUUUUUGCCGGGCUAUUAGUUCUUAUAAUUAUUGUUUUAAUUUUAUGGAAAUUAGGCUUUUUUGAAAGAAAGAGGCCAGAUCCAACCUUGUCUGGAAAUCUGGAUAAAGAUGCCAAUGGGUAUUAGAGAUUAUUUAUAAUAUACAGUGUAUAAAUAUUUGUGUUCAUUUACUUGGUCAAAUAAAAUCCCAGUCCUGACAGGCUCCUCCCGAUCACUGGGAUUGGGGACCAGUCCUAAUGGGCCUCAUUCCCAGUGGGUUACAGUCCUAGUGGGCCCCAAUCCUAAUGGGCUUCAAUUCUAAUGACCCCAUUCCUAGAUUUUAGGUUAGACUAGGAGGACUUAUUAAGCCUGGGGCCUAUUUGAGCAGCAAUCCAAUUACCAGUGCCAAUUUAUAUUAAGGUUUUCAUAAAUGAAAAUGUGGCAGAUAAACUUUACAGAAAUAUUUACAAUUCCUAUCAGUGGAAAUUCCUAUAAAAAUUAAUAUUUGUACAUGUCUGUUUGUGAGUGUUUUAUACAGCAUCUCUGUACAUGAACUUGGAAGAGCAGUUCACUCACAAGAAUGCUAGAUCUAACUUUUACAGAAGAUACUUUUAGAAAAUCUUGCGAAUGAAACUUUUCAGUGUGGAGUUGUAAGCUAGUAACUUGCUAGCAAUUGUAUAACUUCUAUUGAAACACCUGACCCUGGAGUUACUACUUAGGGCUUAACUUCUUCUACAAGUGUGUUUGCUGCUGCUGUGUCAUAACUGUGAUGUUCUCCGUGCCUUCACCUCUCGCACUAUCGGAAGGCUAAUAACUUAUAGCUUUUUAAGACUAAAGAAUCUAUGUUUUCUGAAGAAUAUAAUGUUAAGUCUGCUGGAUCUAUUGCUUUUCUGGAUUGUUCACUUCACAUGUCAACUAAAAAUUGUCUUUGUGGGGAGAAAAAUGUUAAUCAAGAUGUUAUUUUCAUACAAAAGAAAUGUACUACAAGAUGUGUGUAAGUGUGUAUUGAAUAUUUUCCUUUAGAUGUACUCAUGAUUCUGCCGAUUGAUUUAGUAACGAGCUGUGUACAGUAUGUGAGAGGUGCAGAUGGUCGUUGUAUGUGCAUGUUACACAACUAUACACUCCUGCUAGUUUCUGUUUGAUAAUUAUUUGCAACAUCAAGUAUAGGAUUGAAUCAUAGAGCUUGGAAUAUAUUUUAGGGCUUUUCUUGGUUGGUGUUCUCUGUGAUGUUCUUGGCUCGCCAGAACUGUGAGAGGAUCAGUUGCUUCUUCACCUUACUACUGGAUUUAAGGUGUUCUUGUUACUGAGCUCAAUUGUGGCAUCAACUUGUAUUGAGUUACCCUCCAGAAUUACAUUUAGUAAGAGAUGAAACACACUUGGAUAUCCCAUUUUUUAAUCAUUAUGCUUGUCUUAGAGUUCAGAAAAUUUUAUUCUUCUCAGCUGAUGAAGUACUGUAUUGACUGAUUUACCGAGGAACCAGAGAUUUUUGUUCAAAGUAACUUUAAAAGCAUUUUUGUUUGGUUAUAAAAAGCGGAAUAAUGAUUUUAAGGAAGUUCAAUGAAAUAUAGCAAAAUUUAUCUUGGAUUAUUUUAACAAGUGAGAAAGUGUAGAAAGCUCAACUAAUAAUUUGUUUUGCUCAUACCUUACUUGUUAAAUCAGGACAUAGGCAAUUGUUAGUCUACUGAGCAUUAGAAACUUCAAGCAAAAUUAACAUGUACAUGUGAGUUGCUCCAGGGGGGAUGAGCUAAGCCACAAAGCAGCUCGAGAUGUGUCACUAGACUGUCUUCAUAUUUUCCUCUUUUGAACAGAAUACUGAGACACCUAGUUUUUCUUUUGUCGCUUGUCUACUUCUCACCUAGAGUGCCUCAGUUGUGUACAUGAGAAGUCGGUGGUGUUGCAGAGUACUGUAUGUAUGUAUAGGGUCAUGUCAUGCACUAUAGGAAAAUUAUGUUCCUCUCUUUUUGUUUUAUUUUAGAUCAACAAAGAUGGGAGAUAAAUUAACACUAGAUGAAUCGGUUUAUUAUCAAUGUAAGGAACAUCCAUAUACAGUGCUGUACCUAGGUGUUAGGUGUUGUAAAUUAAAUCCUUUUUGAACUACAGAACAGUACAGUACAGUAUAUACCAUUCAUGUACAAUAUAUUAAACUGACUCUUUCCUCUAUAUUGUAGUAAUUUUUUUUUUGUCGAUGGUACUAGGCUAAGACCCCCCCCCCCACCAUCUCCUCCGAAUGCGUGAAUUUGUUUGUGACUUUGACAGUUAAUAUUCUUAAUUUCAAACUUUUUUUCCCACUCCUAUCUUGAAAGUUAAUGUUUUGAAGCCAUUAUAUCUUUACAUACAUUAAAUUAGGCAUUAAAAUGAGCCAGAACUUGGUAUCCUUAACAGUUGUAUAUGAAUAUAUUUGUAAUAAAUCAAUAUUAAUCGAACAUUAUGAAUGAGCCAAUGAGCUGCAAGUGGAGGUGAGAUUUGUACUGUAAAAAGAAAGAAAAAAAAGUGUUAAUUCCUCUGCCAACUUCAUAGAUUUUUAAGAUUCCAUCAUAUGAAAAAGAUUAAAAAGAGGACCAUUAAUUUUGCUAUGUUACUGGUACAGUACUUGUAAUACUACUGCCUCAUAUGAUCAAAAAAUAUUCUGAUAUCACAAUUUUUUACUUCACAACUAUUUUGCUAAUACUGUACAGGGUAGCAAUAUGAAUUUUGCUUAUCUUAUAUAUAUAUCUGUAAAGUGAUAUUAGAGUGGAUUUUGAAUGUACGAGCUUGUAGCAAUGUGCUGUAAAUGUACGUUCAGUUGAUUGCAGUUGGUUGGUGCAUUGAUGUACUGUAUUCAGUUAGCGAUUGUACAAUGAAAUAAUGGAAAACAUCAAAAGUUGAACUGAACAAACAUUACUGUAUAUGUAACUGUUAUUGUACAGUAUCUCAAAAAAGGUAUCUGCCAGGAUGGGUCCGAUGACUUCCCAAAUGCUAUAUGUAACUCACGAUGACCCGGGAGGGUUGGUGUGCGUGGCUCUGUGGCUUACUGAUCCUACUACAUCUGGUAACUGAACAUCAUAUUAAUUACACCAAAAUAAAUACACAUUGUGUUACUUAUGUUAAACUAUACAGGGCGUAUCCCAAUAUCCGUAUCCGUCAACCGUGGUCUCAUAAUGUUUCACACAGUGUGGAUGGAUACUUUUUUUAGAUACUGUACAAUAAGAGUUCAGUACACUUGUAUGUACAGUACAUUAUGAGUUGAUUAUGUUGAAUUCAAUGUAACUGGAUGUACAAAAGUUGACUGUAUUUGAAUGUACUGUACAUUGUGCUUACAGAAUAUACAUACAGGUAGUUGUGGUUGUCAACUGUACUGUACUAGUAAAUGAAUGAAUGAGUGCUUGUUGUACUUGGUUGUUCUGCUUCUCUUUACCUGUAAAUACCUGUAUAUAUACUGUAUUUGGUGACAUUUUUGUCAGUUUUUUGUAAACUAUUGUCAUGAUUUUUUUUUGUACAAAGUGUAUUUUUGUCAAGGGUUCAUAAUCUUUUGCCAUUUAUUCUUUUUUGUACAAAGCAUAAUUUUUUUAAGAGCCACUUAGCUAUUGUCAUAAUGAAUAUUUCUUGUACAAAAAAGGUUUUUGUCAAGAGUUUGUAAACUGUUGUCAUUAAGAAUUCUAUUUUGUAUGAAGUGUAUUUUUGUCAAGAGUUAAUGAAGUUUUGUUGUGAAGAAUUUCUUUCUUUAUGAUCUGUUGUAGUUAAUGAUUCUCACACCUGCAUAUUCUUUAGGAUCUCACUGUAUAUAUGGUAAGAUUUACCUGUGUGAUAAACCUUUCACUGAGUUCAACUCUUUUUUUUUACAGAGGUAAUCAGUGUACUUAUAAAGUUUAUAUUUGUUGAAAAUCAAAGGAUUUUCUUUCUAAUUGUGCAAGAUGUAAUGUAUAAAUGUUCAGAUGCAUUGAGUGUUAUAUUUGUAUAAUAAAACAAAGUCUAACAAUUAA
This is a messenger RNA of Homarus americanus (American lobster), 9255 nucleotides long. Its product is annotated as integrin alpha-PS1-like. Gene Ontology annotation, cellular component: external side of plasma membrane; integrin complex. The coding region runs from base 47 to 5443 and encodes 1798 amino acids. Gene Ontology annotation, biological process: integrin-mediated signaling pathway; cell-matrix adhesion; cell-cell adhesion. The record is from RefSeq and is a predicted model, not a curated record. Gene Ontology annotation, molecular function: integrin binding. The transcript is spliced from 19 exons. NCBI's taxonomy places the organism in Eukaryota, Metazoa, Arthropoda, Malacostraca, Decapoda, Nephropidae.